CGAAGGCAUCCAGGCGCGUGCGGCGAUAAAGGUAACCCGGGGCGCACGCACCCGGCGGCACGAGCCGUCGUUCUCUCGCUUCUGAGAGCGCGCGCGCCUUUCCAUAGCACAGGUAAGCAGCGCGAGCAGCAGGAAAGUGCGCCGAUCCUUACGUCGCUUUUCUUAGUGACGGCGAAAGGGGACGGAAAGCGGACGGAUGGAAUAAAAGGACGCGAGGACGGAAAAAAGUCUGCGUUUCGCAGCACUCGCAUUUGUCUGCUUUUCGCUGAGGAAGACGGCGGAUGCGCGGCGUGAAAGCGCGUGAGCACAUCCACCUUCUCCACAGCUGCUCUAGGACCCUCUGAGUCCCAGAGACUGUGCCCACUGCUGACCACUCAUAUUCUCCUGAGCCUAUCCUCAGAACCAGGAUGGCCAUUGAGUCGAACCAGGUGUCCCAGUGCUACGACAACCAAACUGUGGAGUUCUUCUAUAACAAGAGCGGCAAGUUCAUCAGCCCCAUGUGGCGAACACGUGACUUUGUCGUGGUGGGACUAGGCCUCACGGUGUGUGUGAUCGUCAUCCUCGCCAACAUCCUUGUCAUGACCGCUAUAAUCAUCAACCGCCGCUUCCACUACCCCAUCUACUACCUGUUGGGUAACCUGGCAGCAGCAGACCUCUUUGCUGGCCUCGCCUACCUGCACCUCAUGUUCCACACAGGUCCCUGGACCAUACGAUUAACCCCAUACCGUUGGUUCCUGCGCCAAGGCCUCAUUGACACGAGCCUCACAGCAUCUGUUGUGAACCUGCUCGCUGUUGCCUUGGAGCGCCACCAGACCAUUUUUACCAUGCAGCUGCACAGCACCAUGAGUGUCCGUCGUGUCCUCCUGCUUAUCCUGGCCAUCUGGACCGUAGCUGUUCUGCUCGGCCUGGUGCCUACCAUGGGCUGGCACUGCUUGUGUAACCUGCCUGCCUGCUCCACCAUGGCACCCAUGUACAGCCGCAGCUACCUGGUCUUCUGGGCCGUGCUCAACCUGCUCACCUUCUCCAUCAUGGUGGCCGUUUACACGCGCAUCUUCUGGUAUGUGCGCCACAAGAGCCGGCGUAUGUCGCAGCACACCACAAAUGCCAGAUACCGGGAGACUGUGAUGAGCCUCAUGAAGACAGUCACCAUGAUCCUGGGAGCCUUUGUGAUCUGCUGGACACCUGGCCUUGUUGUGUUGCUGCUGGAUGGGCUCCACUGCAUCCCCUGCCAGGUGCUCAAGUAUGAGAAGUACUGUCUAGUUCUGGCAGAGUGCAACUCGCUCAUGAACCCCAUCAUCUACUCAUACCGCGACGAAGAUAUGAGGCGUACCUUCAAGCGCAUCUUGUGCUCCCUGUGCGGGAGAGGACGGGGGCGCCACUGGGGGACAGUCUCGGGGAUCCGCUUCAACACUCAGGAGGAAGAGGGGGACCAGAGCCACGAUGCUGACCGUGUGACAAACGGCACCCGCCUCAUGCUGACCGAUGGGAGGGAUAUGCUCUCCUCCUCUGAAGGCUGAGCUCCACCUUUUCAUCUGUGCCCCACCCUGUCCUCACCAGGGUACAUUCCAUGGUGAAUUCACACAGGACACUUGCUUGGCUCUAGCAGCCGGGACUCUGGUGGCCGCCAGAGGGGUGUCCUGUUCACAGCCCAGGCCCCAGCUUCCGUAUGUCUGCAGAAAAGAGAAACUGUUUAGUAGAACGUUAUGAUGCAGUUGAGCACUUCUAUUAUGUUAAUGUCUCAUGAAAGCACAAGUUUUUACCCUGAAUUGUACACUGAUGUUGAUUGUUACUGUUGUAGGGUGGGUGCUGAUUUUUCUAUGCCAGGGUCAUUCUAGUGACCUGGUGGCUGAAAGACACUAGCGAGGAGCCUGAGCCAUGCUUCUCCCCCUCUUAACACACAGACACAUGUGCUCCCACCCCCUAAGUCACACAUGCAUAAACAUGCACGGAAUCCUGGGCCAAACUGAAAGAAGGAAUUCAUCUCCCAACUGGCACACAUCCAUUCUACCCUUGUAAAGAGGGAGGUGUACACAGGGCACAAGGAGCAGGAUGCUGGCAUCUCCCCAGCAGGAGGAUGAUAAUGAGGGAUGCUUUACCCUAGCUGCCUAGAGAGGAUUCACUGCAGUUUGGCCUGGCUUAGACCACCCAUUCCAGGGGUUAUGAACACCUGCAGCCACAGACAUUCUCCAGGUGGAGGAUGAUCAUGCAGCAAUACAUAUAUAUUUCACAGCUGCUCAGCUCCUGCCUGAUUCAUAGUUCCUGGUGUUUGUGUAACAGAAGGGGGAAGUGUGAAUCCUCUGGGCAAGCACCACCCGUAGAUGGUCGCCCUAGCCCCCCAGCACUGUUAGGUAGGUUAGUGGCACUAGUCCCUCCUAGCGCACUUUGCCAGCAUCCCCAGAGAGCUGAGUAUUGAAAAGGGCUGCUUCCGCAUAGUGGUGCACACUGCAGGGGAGAAUGAUGACACUUGCUCUGCUCUCUGCCCAUUACUAGAUCAUGUGCAGUUGAGAAGAGAACAGAAUGGCUGGGCUCUUCGCCCCCGGGCCGAGCCCUCAGGAAGAACAUGCAGCUCUGUUCGCACACGAACGUGCGUCUCGUACGUGCACCUGAUACGUGUAGCUGUGAGAAAAGCACAGCUACUGCAGCUGCAAAGCAUGCCAUGGAGGUGCUAGUUACUUCCCAGCUGCAGGCCCUCACCCUUCUAUUUACCAUGUUGCAGAUGAGUGUCGGCAAUCAGGAGUGUGAAGGGCUGCUCCUGCACUGGAACGAAUUGCAUGUGUUGUAAUUACCAGGUUCUCUUUGCUUGCUGAAGCAAAGGUCUAGAAAUCUUGAUAAACUGAAAAGCGUAUAUGUCACUUCCUUUACUUGAUUUAGCAUAACAAUGUCUCCAAUUUGACUGUAAGGACCACAGCUUUUUUUUUUUUUUUUUAAAAAAAAAAAACCAGAUUAGUUUUGUCGAGAAAAAAUGUGAGGCUCAAUGUGCACACAUCACAUAAUGUUUUCGUGACUUUACAGACUUGCCCUCCUACCUCUUUAUUCUCACAUGCCUUUUACUUACUUUCUUUAAAAUUCCCUUUGAUUUGUUGGCUUUGUUUAGAAAACAGGUAAAAUGUACUAUAUUAUAAAAACAUUUCUGAUGGGUUGCAGAAUUGUGAACACGCACACAUUGUCUG
This is a messenger RNA of Scleropages formosus (Asian bonytongue), 3170 nucleotides long. RefSeq names its product lysophosphatidic acid receptor 2b (gene lpar2b). Gene Ontology annotation, molecular function: lysophosphatidic acid receptor activity. The record is from RefSeq and is a predicted model, not a curated record. NCBI's taxonomy places the organism in Eukaryota, Metazoa, Chordata, Actinopteri, Osteoglossiformes, Osteoglossidae. Gene Ontology annotation, cellular component: membrane. The transcript is spliced from 4 exons. Gene Ontology annotation, biological process: G protein-coupled receptor signaling pathway. Bases 408 to 1517 code for a protein of 369 amino acids.